CUCUACACAACAGCAAACCAACUACAGCUACCGAUGAACUCCGGACUCUCGACUCAUAAGGGAAAUUGGGAAAACUACGGCCACAUUCACAAACCCCCUCCUUUCAGUCUUCAGACUCAAGGUGUCGCACGCUUUGGGGGGUUUCAGUUUCACCCUGAAAAUCCGAAGCUAAAAUAUGCCACUUUUCUCACAUCGGGGCCAUUCCUCGUCUUCAUCCUCCUCUUCUCUCCCAACAAUCAGCUCCAAAACCUUCAAACCUCAAAAACCCAGCUUCUUCCCCUCUCCCUUCUCCGGCCGCCAUGUCUCUCCUUUAAUCAUCUUCUGCUUCUUCUCGCUCUUCGUCGGCAUUUCCGGAACCCUGUUUGCUAUCGUUGCCAUCCGUCGCCACCAGCCUCUACCCGUCUACCGCUGCGGCGGAUCCGAAGAUGCUUUCCGCGCAUUUUACUCCUCAUCGACUCACCAUCUUGGAGGAGAUCAAAGUGUCCACGGUUUGGUUGAUCGCCCAAAAGUUAUUGGCUUUGUUGGGAUUCAGACAGGUUUCGAAUCUGUUGAUCGUCGUGCUGCCCUAAGGGAAACCUGGUUCCCUUCUGACCCAGAGGGCCUUUUGCGGUUGGAACAAGCUACUGGUUUAGCAUUUAGGUUUGUAAUAGGAUAUUCAAGAGAUGCAAAGAAGAUGGCAGAGCUGCAGAAAGAGAUGCAGAAAUAUCGAGAUUUCCUGAUUAUAGAUAAUGAGGAAGAAUACCUCAAGCUUCCAUACAAGACUUUCAAGGCAGCCUACAAACAUUUUGAAGCUGAGUAUUAUGUGAAAGCCGAUGAUGAUAUUUACUUACGUCCAGAUCGGUUAGCAACACUUCUUGCCAAAGAAAGAACCCAUUCACGGACCUAUAUAGGAUGCAUGAAGAAAGGACCAGUGAUCACUGACCCCAAGUUGAAAUGGUAUGAGAAAUCUGGACAUCUGAUUGGCAAUGAGUACUUCUUGCAUGCCUAUGGCCCUAUAUACGUACUUUCUGCUGAAAUUGUUGCCUCACUGGCAGUUGCUAGAAACAAUAGGUCUGUCAGUUACACUUAAUUUUCUUCUAUUUAUGAUUUAUAUCUUCAUUGAUUUACUGCUCGUGAAACAACUUGUUCAUUGGUCGAAUCUGGCUUUGUUCUGUUUUUUUUUCCCAGUGGAAUUAUUUACUUUUCUUGGAGUUCUUUUAAGGGAAUUUUACCUCACUAAUAUUGACCAUCUUGUUGAAAAUUGUUGAAAUUAGGUACUUGAGCUCACUAGUAAUGCUCUACUUCUGCCUUCGUGGUAUAUAAUGCGAACCAAUGAUUAUACUGCUGCUAAUGACUCUAGUGAUCAUGAAGCUUCAAAACAUAGCUGUUGGAGCAUGGCUCAACAUCCUUAGUUACUACUUUCACAAGUCGCCCAACAUGUUACUACAUGUGAUGAUCUAAGUUAGUCCAUUUCUUUUGCACUUCCUCCCUGCUCCUCUUCAAUGACGAGGGCGUUUGGUGCUGGUUCUUCUUAGGUCAUCUUUCCAUCACCUUGUUACAUUUCUGGAGAUUUUGGUGGGCUCUGUUGAAGGUUAGCUUAUGACAGGGUAAUGAUAUCAUGCAUUUUCAUUCAGAGCACCUGAUCUACAGGAGUGACUAGGUGUUCCAUUUGAUUCUAAUUUAAAGAAUACCAAGACCUUGCAGUUUAUUAGGCCUUUCAGUAUCAAUUGUUCCACACUGAUGUAUCCCAACUUGCUAGUGGGUCAUGAUGUCUACUGAAGCACUCAAGGGAACAACAAAAUUCAUUUAGUUUUCUAGACAUUCACUUCUGGUGCUAAGUUUUUUACUCUACUUACAUUUUUGUUUCAAAAGUAAAUUAGUAAGUUAUGUCCCUAGUAUGAGUUGUCUACAAGUUAUUCUUAUACUAAAGUUUGAACAUUUGAGCUACCAGCUUCAGAAUGUUCAGCAAUGAAGAUGUUACUAUCGGGUCGUGGAUGCUAGCAAUGGAUGUGAAACAUGAAGACAACCGAGCAAUAUGCGAUCCUCGAUGUAUGUCAACAUCUAUAGCUGUUUGGGACAUUCCUAAAUGCUCAGGUCUGUGUAAUGCUGCCAGCCGUAUGAGAGAGCUUCACAAGAUUGAUAUGUGCUCCAAGAGCCCAACCUUACAACCAGAUGACAGAUGAAGUGAGUUGGGGCGGGAUAUUGUGAUUCUGCAAUGCUCACCACAGCAAGAGGAGCUUACUUGUGGGCAUACCUUGGUUCUGAGAUGAAGUCGCAACUAAUGCAUUUUUGUUUGCUAAGAACAGGAAGAAAACAGUUCGUAGCUACUCCCAUAGUAUUCAUUCUCAGACGUAAUAGCUGUAUAAUGUGUUUCUACAGAAGUUGAACACCUCAUUCUUUCUAUAUUACUAACAAGUAACAAGUAUUUGUGUACCUCAAGUUCACUACUGAAGCCAGCUGCUGCAUACUUUGCAAUGUAGCUGCUGGAACACUCGACUUCAGCACUUGUCGCUUGGGGUAAACAUUAAUAUAGAGCUAUAAGUUAGUGUUUAUUUCUCGAUGUUAAAUAUGGAUGUUGUAAACAACUACUUGUGUAGUUCUCCGGUGGAAGCGCAAUGAAUGAAAUGCUGCGUG
Molecule: messenger RNA, 2613 nt
Organism: Linum tenue
Lineage: Eukaryota; Viridiplantae; Streptophyta; Magnoliopsida; Malpighiales; Linaceae
Source: the annotation of a GenBank genome assembly